Molecule: messenger RNA, 377 nt
Organism: Helicoverpa armigera (cotton bollworm)
Lineage: Eukaryota; Metazoa; Arthropoda; Insecta; Lepidoptera; Noctuidae
Exons: 2
Coding region: 35-340 (101 amino acids)
Source: RefSeq, a predicted model, not a curated record
GUCCUACCAUAAUUUCCUUCUUUUUCACAGAAAAAUGACUUCCUACGACAAAUACCUGGGCCUCCCCCUAGAACAGUUCGAAAGGAUGUCGAGGAACUACGAGCUUUUCCAGGAGACCUGUAACGACCUGACGAAGGAACCAGUCAGGGUCUACAGCCCGCUGACCAAGAAGAGCAUGGACGAGCUGUACCUGAACAGGGAAGUCAGCAAAGACCUUCAGAAAAAGAAGGAAGAGGAUAUGAAGAAGGCCGCGCAAGCCGCUCAAGAAGCGUCAGAAGCUAAAGAAGAGAAGGAAGGAUCAGAAGAGAAACAAGAGGACAAACCAGAGACUGAGAAGUGAUCUGUUAUAUUAAAAUUAUUUAUUAAAUAUUAUGUAA